This is a messenger RNA of Trifolium pratense (red clover), 1196 nucleotides long. RefSeq names its product polygalacturonase inhibitor-like. The coding region runs from base 71 to 991 and encodes 306 amino acids. The record is from RefSeq and is a predicted model, not a curated record. NCBI's taxonomy places the organism in Eukaryota, Viridiplantae, Streptophyta, Magnoliopsida, Fabales, Fabaceae. Gene Ontology annotation, molecular function: protein binding. The transcript has a single exon.
AUUAUAUAAACCAUACAAACUUCUAAUAAAAAAUCCAAAACACAAUCAAACAAUAAAACCAAUUAAGAAAAUGGCAACUAAGUUGUUUCUUCUUUUGAUAUUGCUCUCUCAUGUUACAUCUUCACUCUCGGAAGGAUGCCACCCUCAAGAUAAAAAAGCUCUUCUACAAAUCAAGAAAGAACUCAACAAUCCAACUCUUCUCUCUUCAUGGAAUCCACAAACUAAUUGUUGUGACGACUCUAGUUGGUACGGUGUUAUUUGCGCACCGUCUAGUAACCGUGUUUACUCUCUACUUUUGGAAGCCAACGAUGAACUUUCUUCUACAUUUCCGCCUUCUAUUGGUAACCUACCUACCUUGGAGCACAUACUUCUAUACAAGUUACCAAACCUCAUUGGCUCAAUCCCUCAGUCUAUAACCAAACUCAUCAAUCUCAAAUCCCUCACAAUCAGUGAAACCGGCAUAUCAGGCGCAAUACCAAACUACAUAGCCAAAUUGAAAAGCCUUACGUUCUUGGAUCUCUCCGAGAAUCACCUCUCUGGGAAACUUCCCCCGAACCUCUUCCACUUGGUUAAUAUUGAAGCAAUGUACCUUCAAAAUAACAAGUUAACAGGUCCAAUCCCUUCUUCGUUGGCAAGGUUGAACUCCUCGGUUGUUGACUUGUCUCAUAACCGGUUUGAAGGUGAUGCCUCCAUGUUUUUUGGUUUCGCGAAAAAGACUGAAACAAUCGACCUUUCUUGGAACAUGCUUGUGUUUGAUAUGGGACGACUAGAGUUUCCUAAGACAUUAAAACAUUUGGACGUGAGCCAUAAUCAGGUUUAUGGGAAACUCCCCGAAGGUGUGACGAAUUUAGAAUGGUUGGAUGUGAGUUACAAUAGACUUUGUGGUGAGAUUCCAAAGGGUGGUAUUGUGCAGGCCAUGGGUAGGAAAUCGUACUCGCAUAAUAAGUGCUUGUGUGGUUCUCCUCUUUCAAGAUGCAAGAAAUACAUGUAAAAUGGAGUCAUUUCUGAUGCAUUUUUCUACGGAAAUAAGUUUAUUGCAUUUCAUUAAUAAUCAACGGAGCAAGUAAAGAAGGAUAUGGAUGCCUUUGAGUAUACCGUGUUUAAAGUGUUUUUAAAAUUUGUUAUUAUACUUCAUUAAUGGUAAUUAAAUUUGUGAAUCAGUUUGUCAACAAGAAACAUGUUGGAUACUUGGAUCA